Messenger RNA from Blepharisma stoltei, 2415 nucleotides. The record is from the annotation of a GenBank genome assembly. Lineage: Eukaryota; Ciliophora; Heterotrichea; Heterotrichida; Blepharismidae.
AUGCUAGAAGCAAAUGAGAAAUUUUUAUCUGCGCAAAGUAUGAGCCUGCAGCAGCAAAGAGAAGCUAUUCAAGAAGAAUUUGAGCCAGAAAUUGACAGGUCUGGGCCUCAUAUUACCAAUAUUAGUGAAGAUUAUUUGCUUUCUGGAAAAAUUGUAUAUAAUUUUGAUAAUGUACCAUUGGUUGUGGGUAGGAAAAUUGGAAACCCAAAGCCUUAAACUUAAAACUUAACUAAGAUUGUAAGAGAAGCUCCCUGCAGAUCUACUAGCGGACCAUAUUCACCUCUGUGCAGCUCCCCCGCUUGCUUACCAGCCUCUUAUUGCAUUGCUCCUCACGUACGAGGGGUUUGCAUUCGUUAUCCGUGAGUUAGAAGCGCUAGUUCGCCAUACUUUGUGUCAGUAUGAUUCAGUUUCCAGAAAAACAAAUUUUCUGGUCACUAUCGACCAACAUGGAAACUCGUAGCCCAAAACUUAAUACCUGGUAUCGAGCUGAGAAAAAGGCUCGAAUGAUAAGAAGCAACCUCACUGGUUCUCUCUUUCCUAUUAAAGUCCCAUCUUCCUCGGAGAUAACCUGUCCUGAAUGUACUGCAGGCAUCCUAAUCUGACGUUUAUGCUCCACAAAACCAUGCAACACCUGGCUAAUACGCAUUAUCGAACUCUACGUUCCCUUCUACGAGGUUACUGGGCUACCCCAGCCCCUGUGCCAACAGAGCGGGUUGGCGAAAAUGCUAUUUUAAAAUAUAUAUAAAAACCCUAAGCCAGAUAUAAUUAUUGCGAAUUUUAGUGUUAGACCGAGGCAUUGUAUUUUUAAUAAAGAUGAAAAUGAAAAUAUCACGUCGGAACCUAUAGAACCCUCUUGUAGUGAAUUUUUAUAUGUAAACGGUCAAAAAGUUUAUGAAAAAGUUAUUCUUAAGCACCUGGACAGAAUCAUUAUAGGGACAAAUCAAAUUUACUUAUUCAAAAGACCUGGAGAAGACUCAAAAUACAAAGAAAAUGAUAUUGACUAUGAAUUUGCAAUUGAGGAAAAAAACGAAUCUCAACAAUUAGAGCUGGAAAAAGAAAUAUCAAAACUGCCUCCACGGCCUCCAUCCCCAAUCCUAAUAAAUACUGCUUCAAUUCCUCAUGAAGAGUCUAAAAAGCGCAGUGUAACUGAGCCAGAAGCCCACCCUGAAAACCAUGAAAAUUCAGCUGAGCCUCCACAAGAGCAUGCUUCAGCCCUUGAAGUCCCUCCAGAGCUUGAGCCAAACAGUAAAAAACGCCAGCUUCGAUCCCGGUUUGCCAAACUUUUCCCACUUGUAAACGAAGCCAAUUUAAUAGCGACAGAUUUAAGCCGACAUGUAAAAUUCAAUGUAAAAAUCAUCAAUCUUCUUCCUGAUGAGGUCGAAAAAGAAGAAGAUUUGGAGCCUGAUUAUUGGGAAAAAGAACUUAAAGUCGAAGUAUACUUAAUUAAAAUAUAAUGGCUAAAUUGUAGAUUUUUUAUUAAAAUAAUCCAAAUAGAUGAAAAACAUUUUAAUUGGUUUUACAAAACCAAGAUUACGGCUUAAUUUGGCUAUGGGAUGUAGAAAAAUUCGAAGAUAGGCUUUGCAUGCUCAGAGAAAUGCUAGACGAGCAAACUGACCCUUCACCUGAAGAAGAUCCACUAUGGGAUCCUCCAGAAGAAAAUAUACUUGGAAAAGGCUAUUAUUCUUUAAAACCCCUUGGGCUGUUAUUUGAUAACCCUUUUAACAUUCUUAUAAUUAGUACAAGCGGAGGAGACGCAGGACUUCUUAAAAUGAACAUUGUCCCUACAGACGAAGAUGGCAGCAUGCUAGAUGAAGGCCCAGAAAACCCUGAAGAACUUAUUGGAUCCCUCAUAAAUUUCCGUGUCGAAAUCCAUGAGGCUUGGAAUAUUCCUUUAUCCCACGCAAAUAACGUGUAUUGUGAGUACCACUUCCCAGGCCUUGGGAUACGUAGAACUAAUGUGUUUCCUGGCUAUUCAGAACACCCUAAUUUUAACUAUAAGGAACAAUUUACUAGUGUCCUCGUAGACGAUUUCUUGUGCAAUUAUAUGCAAACUAAAAAGUUAUACUCAUUUUUUUGAGGAUUUUUAAUAGGAAAAUAGUUAAUCUGAGAUGAGGAAAAUUAUGGGAAAAUAGCAUAGCAAUUUCGGUGUUUGGGACUGGAAUGGCUAUGAAGGAAGAAACACAAAAAAUUCAGAGUCAGAAGCCGACCUAUAAGAGCACGCCUGCGAAAGCACCGUGCGUGGAUAAUGUUAUGAAAAAUACUGCUAGGAAUAUGAGUAACUUGCCUAUAAAUGAGGGAGAAGUAGUUCUUAAGAGGACGGCGAUAACGAGGAGUGUGAGAAGCCUGGGAAGCUCUAAAGUUUCUGGUAAAAAACCUAAGGUCGAAAAAGAGAAAGAAAAAUGCUUUAUAUUUUAG